Mugil cephalus (flathead mullet) is the source of this 2682-nucleotide messenger RNA. RefSeq names its product histone-lysine N-methyltransferase SUV39H1-like. Bases 61 to 1296 code for a protein of 411 amino acids. The transcript is spliced from 6 exons. The record is from RefSeq and is a predicted model, not a curated record. Gene Ontology annotation, cellular component: nucleus. Gene Ontology annotation, molecular function: protein binding; histone H3K9 methyltransferase activity; zinc ion binding. Lineage: Eukaryota; Metazoa; Chordata; Actinopteri; Mugiliformes; Mugilidae.
UCUGCCGCACGGCCCUCUAACCAAUGCAGUUUUCCCUUUAUUUUGGCGGUUGUGCGGAAAAUGGCGGAAAAUUUGAAAGGUUGCAGCGUGGCCUGCAAGAUGUCCUGGGAUGAGCUCGAGGACGCGUGUCGCAGGGAGAAGCUCCACUGUAAAGAGCUCGGAGUGAACAGAUCCAACGUAAAUGAGUACGAGGUGGAGUUCCUCUGUGACUACAAGAAGACAAAGGAGGGGGAGUUCUACUUAGUGAAGUGGAGGGGCUUCCCAGAAUCCGACAACACCUGGGAACCCAAGAGGAACCUCAGAUGCCCCAAACUGAUGAAACUGUUCCACCUGGACCUGGAUCACGAGCUGAGGCUCCGCAAGAGACACUCCGUCCCCAAAAGGCUCGACAAGGAGGUCGCCAUGUCCCUGGUGCAGAAAGCCAAGCUCCGUAAAAACCUACAGCAGUGGGAGUCCCAUUUAAAUCAGACUCGCAAUCACUCGGGCCGCAUCUACGUGAUAAACGAGGUCGACUUGGAGGGCCCGCCCAAAAACUUCACCUACAUCAACAACUACAAAGUGGGCCCGGGCAUCGUGCUGGACGAGAUGGCCGUGGGCUGCGAGUGCAAGGACUGCUUCGACGACCCGGUGAACGGCUGCUGCCCCGGGGCCUCGCUGCACCGCAUGGCCUACAACGACAGGGGCCAGAUCCGCAUCCGGCCGGGCGAGCCCAUAUACGAGUGCAACUCCCAGUGCGGCUGCGGCUCCGACUGCCCCAACAGAGUCGUGCAGAAGGGCAUCCAGUUCGACCUGUGCAUCUUCAAGACGGAGAACGGGCGCGGGUGGGGCGUCCGCACGCUGCAGCACAUCAAGAAGAACACGUUCGUCAUGGAGUACGUGGGAGAGAUCAUCACGACAGACGAAGCGGAGAGGAGGGGUCACGUGUACGACCGCCAGGGCUCCACGUACCUGUUUGACCUGGACUAUGUGGAGGACGUGUACACGGUCGACGCCGCCCACCUGGGAAACAUUUCACACUUCGUCAACCACAGUUGUGACCCCAACCUGCAAGUGUACAACGUGUUCAUCGACAACAUCGACGAGAGGCUUCCAAGAAUUGCUUUAUUUUCAACUCGGGCCAUUCGGGCGGGAGAGGAGCUCACGUUUGACUACAAGAUGCAAAUCGAUGCAGUCGACACAGAAAGCACCAAAAUGGACUCCAGUUUCAGUCUAGUGGGGCUGCCCAGCUCCCCCAAGAAGAGGAUCCGAGUGGAGUGUCGAUGCGGGUCGGACUCAUGUCGAAAAUAUCUGUUUUGACGAAGCACCACUGCGACGUGAAACAUUUGUACAGAUUUUUAUGUGAUUUUAUUUUAAAUUUCUUUCUUUUCAUGAAAGCUGAAAGACCUCCCCCCAUUCCCCCCCACAACGUUUUUGUUUUUAUUUUUGUUUUUUUUUUGUUUUUUGUACGUGAACAUGAGUUUAUUUUAGAGGAACAAAAACACAUAAUGCAGAGAUUUAACUGCAUCAUUGGAGUUUAUUAACGACUAUAUUCCAAAAAGUUUUAAUAUUUUUUCUAUGCAUGGAAUUUGCGAGAUAGGUUAAAAAAAAAAAAUUAUUAAAAUAGAUAGUUUUACGUCUAUGUAUAGUAGUUUGUUCUUACAUUCGUCACAGGAAUUCAACAAAUGUACAAGAAUACUCAACAACACAGCUCAUUACAAACCUGUGCCUGAAGUUUCCAUCGAUACCAGACUAUGUUUAGCCGAAAUCAUUCAUUUCACAGAAACUGUAAAUCCUUAUUUGAAAUUAUGGACGAAAGAACCAAAAUUAGACCCAAACGUGCAAUCACUUCAAACUUUAUACGGCUCAAACUGGCUGCAAAUGAAACUCACGCAGGGCUUCAAAACGUUUUACAUGUUUUCUCCAAAACGGAACAAGUUUAUCUUUGACAAAAAAAAAAAAAUGUGAUGAAUCUGGGAGGGACUGGUCCUGAGCGGAGCCAGCGGCUUCCUGACACUAACAGAGGCAGAGGAAGACGUUUUAUUAAGUGUCACUGUAGAGGAUCCAUCGUGUGCGGGUUCAAGGUUACUUCACCUUUCUAUCAACAAAAAAUGUAUUUUUCUACUCGUUAUUUAAUAAUAAUACAAAAAAACAAAUGUGAAUUUCAAUAUUUUCAAUCUAAAUAGCUGCAGUGCUAUAUACAGCAAUCAGCCAUAACAUUAUGACCCCGUGUGCCUCCUCAGAGAAUGAAUGUCAUAUCCAGAAGUUUUAAACAUUACUCAUUUCUCCUGUAAGUGGUCAUAAUGUUAUGGCUGAUCACGGCAGUUCGCCAGCUUUCACGGUCCGUUCGUAUUUUAACAUUUUACCCAUUAUGUCUGACUUUCUUAUAUGUGGAGAACAGAAAUCAGUGUAAAUACAUGUUCAUACAUUCUGCCGAUGUUUCUAUCGAUUUACUAAAGUUUACACUUUCUGAAUGACGCGUCUAAGCUUGUUUUUUUGUUUUUUGUUUGUUUUUUUUUACUUUAUUGCUCUUGAAAUGUGGAACAACUUUUACCACUAGAUGGCGCUUUUCGACUACAUCUGUAUCUCUUCACGACCUCCUCGCUGCACCGAGCUUUAAAUGCUGAACACAUGCUGGGGUUUGUGGAGGAUCAGGACGUCCAGAGGUUCCAAGUGAAAGUUUAAAUUAAAUGAUGUUUGAUUUUA